This is a messenger RNA of Gallus gallus (chicken), 4034 nucleotides long. RefSeq names its product runt related transcription factor 3 (gene RUNX3). The transcript has 6 exons. NCBI's taxonomy places the organism in Eukaryota, Metazoa, Chordata, Aves, Galliformes, Phasianidae. Gene Ontology annotation, biological process: regulation of cell differentiation; regulation of transcription by RNA polymerase II; hemopoiesis. The record is from RefSeq and is a predicted model, not a curated record. Gene Ontology annotation, cellular component: nucleus. Gene Ontology annotation, molecular function: ATP binding; RNA polymerase II cis-regulatory region sequence-specific DNA binding; DNA-binding transcription factor activity, RNA polymerase II-specific. Bases 37 to 1290 code for a protein of 417 amino acids.
AGCUGCUCGAGGGUUGCCCAGCUGCGGGGUGAGGGGAUGGCUUCCAACGGCGUCUUCGAUUCCUUCGCUGCCUACUCCUCCACUUUCCUGCGCGAUCCGAGCACCAGCAGGCGCUUCACACCCCCCUCCACGGCGUUCCCCUGCGGUAAGAUGGGAGAGAACAGCGGGGCGCUGGGGGCCGCCGCCGCGGGCGGUCGGGCGCGGCCCGAGGUGCGCUCCGUCGUGGACGUGCUGGCGGAUCACGCCGGCGAAUUGGUGCGCACCGACAGCCCCAACUUCUUGUGCUCCGUGCUGCCGUCCCACUGGAGGUGCAACAAGACGCUGCCCGUCGCCUUCAAGGUCGUGGCGCUCGGAGACGUCCCCGACGGGACAGUGGUGACGGUGAUGGCAGGGAACGACGAGAACUACUCCGCGGAGCUCCGCAACGCCUCCGCCGUGAUGAAGAACCAAGUGGCGAGAUUUAACGAUCUCCGAUUCGUCGGGAGGAGCGGCAGGGGAAAGAGCUUCACCCUGACGAUCACGGUGUUCACCAACCCCACCCAGGUCGCUACGUACCACCGAGCCAUUAAAGUCACCGUAGAUGGACCCCGGGAGCCACGACGGCACAGGCAGAAGUUAGAAGACCAAACCAAACCCUUCGCCGACCGCUACGGGGAACUGGAGCGGCUGCGCCAGUCCAUGAGGGUCACCCCGACGACUCCCAGCCCCCGUGGAUCCAUCAGCACCCCGAGCCACUUCGGGUCGCAGGCUCAGACUCCCAUCCAAGGCACAUCAGAGCUGAGCCCCUUCUCGGACCCUCGGCAGUUCGACCGCUCCUUCCCCACGCUGCCAACCCUCACUGAGACCAGGUUCUCCGACCCACGGAUGCAUUACCCCGGCGCCAUGACAGCCACCUUCCCCUACACCGCAACGCCCUCAGCCACGGGCAUCGGGGGCAUCAGCAUGACCAGCAUGCCCACCACCGCGCGCUUCCACCACACCUACCUGCCGCCCCCCUACCCCGGCUCCACGCAGAACCAGAGUGGACCCUUCCAGACCAACCCCUCUCCCUACCAUUUGUACUACGGCACGUCGUCGGGCUCGUAUCAGUUCUCCAUGGUGGCGGGCGGUGAGCGUUCUCCCACCCGGAUGCUGUCUUCGUGUACGAGCGCCUCGGCGGGGAACAACUUAAUGAACCCCAACCUGGGCAACCAGAACGACGGGGUGGAUGCGGACGGGAGCCACAGUAACUCACCCACAACCAUGACGACUACUGGGAGGAUGGAUGAGUCGGUCUGGAGACCCUACUAGGAGGGGGGCGGUCGGGCAGCGACAGCUUCAACCGCAUCGGCCACCGUGACGUUACUCCUUCCGCAUCAGAACGAUGCCGGGGGAAAAGGUAAACCAAAGUCUCCCAAACCAAAAGCAAAGCAGGAGGAAUCCUCUGCACACAACCACGGGCGAACAUCAAGCAAAGCCGGGCCGGGACCUACGUUGCAUUUCAAGAUGAACAUCCGCAAGGCUUGAAUUUGUCGCUUGAUGUGGUUCCUUUCAUAUGGUUUUAAUAUGUGGAUUGUACAUAGGGACAAAGGAAAAAAAGAUGAGUGGGUUCAGAUGUUUGUUUACUGCCGAACGCUUCUCGGCCAUCUCACUUGCACCCUCAUCCCCACACAAAGCAUUCAGGAGUCAGGGAAAGCUCGCCCUCCUGCAGAGCGCUGCGGACACAAGAGCAGGAAAUCAUCCGAGCCACCUCUGUGCCGAAGCACAAAGACUGGACUGAAAAAUAAAAAGGACAAAAAAGGACAAAAAAAAAAAAGAAAGGAAAGAAACCUUUGUGUGCUCUCAUCCCCUCCCGGCAGAGCUGCGGGGCCGCGCUCCGGGUUACAGCACAGGUUAUGGGCUGUGUGUUCCUCGUGGGCCGGCGUCAGCCACGCGAACGGGAGCUGUGAUGGGGCUGUGAUUAUUCCUUGCCGACGACAGAGGUUGUAUUGAUCGUUUCUGUGCGUUGUCGUCGUUCUUUAAGCAGUGGCGUGGCUGACCCCGUGCCCGGCAGGUCCUCCCCCCUCCUCUAUGUUUACAUAAGAGAUGCCCUCCUUGCAAGAUGCGUGGUGCUUUGUUUGCUCCCUCGCCCUGACCUCACCGUUCAACCCUUUGCUCCUCCUAGCAGAUCUCAGCGACGAUGAUGAUGGCGGUGUGUGAAGUGAAGUGAAGUGAAGUGAAGUGAAGUGAAGAAGUGAAGGCGGUGCUGGGGGCGAUCCGAGGGGCGUGAGAUGCACUUCCCAGCUCGUUAGCUGCCGUGGGGCUGGGAGCCUUUGGCACCGCGCUGCCGUGGGGCUGCGGGUCCUCCUUCCAUCCUUGCUGAGUGCCGACACACACAGAGCUGGGGGCAAAGCGCCCUCCUUCUGCUGUGAUCCCUCCCUGUGUUUGCACCCGGGGUGGACCGACGCACGACGGCGUGUUUUGUUAACAAGCAGCCGACGCUCAUCGGUGCAGCGCCAACUGCGGCCUGGAGAAAGGAGCGCCUCCUGCUCAGCCCCUCUGAUGGUGGGAAUGCCAAUGGAGCGAUGCCAGCUGUCAUUCCGCAUCCCCUCCUGUCCCCCACGUGUCCCGGAGCGCCGCUGUCCGCUCAGCAGCUGAAGGACCACCGCUCAGAGUCGCUGCGGAACCACUGAGGGCUCUGCCGGAGCCCCACCGCGCGCCGCGGUUCCACCCAUCCCCACCGGAGCUGUCGGUGGUUGGACACGGUGACCUCAGAGGUCCCUUCCGACCUUAAAGACCCCACAGCCCGCACUGCGCCUCUUUGCGCACAGCCGUAGGAAAACGUGAGCCCGGCGGCCGCCCUCCCAUCCUUCCCUGCUGAAUUCAUGCCCUUACGGCCCGCAACGCCUCCUGCCAAAUCUGUCGGUAGCUCAUCAGCAGUCAGUUCUAAUUGCACUACCGCGUAGAGACGGGAGCAAGGCGUCCCCACGCAGCGGGGAAGCUGCGAUGACCACUCAGCCAAUUAAACACACAACAGGAGAAACAGCUCCUCGUUGAGAUUCAGCCCCCCCAAAAAAAACAUCCCUUCCCCAGCAAAGCUGCAACGUUAACCCACAGCGGGCACCCCUGGGUGCUCCCAGCCGGAGAACCUGGACCGGAGCAGCCUGUGUUUGGAUGCAUUGGCGUUGGUCAUCCGAUCGCACCACGGAUCUGAAGGCACAAGCAAACGAGGUGUCUGUAGGACUAGCUUAAUUGAAGGCUGUUGGCGGUGAGUUACGAGUGGCAGCGGCGGUGUUGUUAUGACAUAUUGUCAUAUGAAGGCGUGAAUAUACGCACCUCCAUGGUAUGCAGAUGGUCACCAGACAGGCCAACGUUUUUUGCUUUGCACUAUAAUUUGCUUUUUUUUUUUUUUAAGGAAAAAAAAAAAAAGAAAGAAAAUGCACAAUUGCUUGUACAGUAUAAAGCCCUUCGUCCAGCUCAAAGAAUAUUUAACUAUGAGAUCUAAUUUUUGGUCGUAUUUGUUAUAAUAAUAUAAUUCUUAAACGUGUUGAAGGAUCCGACUCUUAAGAGUGCUUCUGAUGGGCGAACGUGCGGGGUGGAAGGGCAGCAGAGAGCCGAGCAGAUGAGAACAGAGACUGCUGGAGGUAAAGAAGGCCAAACCUGUCGUGUUUCGUCCCUUCGUGGAGUCUCACACCGGACGUUAAAAUAGGAGCAAUGCUGGCGAUGCCAAUCGGUGCGGCGGUUGCGCGACGUGCCGGCCCUACUUGAAGGCAAUGCCCUCUAUUUAAUAUGUAGCCUUUCAAACCUGUAGCACUCAUCACUGGGGUGGGGGGGGGUCGGGGGGGCGGGGGUGGGGGGGAGGGGGGGCUGCUCCCGGUGAAGCCAUUGGGGCCGUCGCUGCUGCGUUGGCUCCCUGGGGCCGGACGGGGUCCUCCCCACCGUCGGUACGAAGCCACAGCGAAGCGGUCGGUUCUGCUUUUCCAUUCUUAUCCGCUGUACAUGGUUAUACUGCCAGGCCUCUGUGUAAUCGUUUCCAUGGUUUUCCACGCGGGGUAAUAAAGGCGGGUUGCAGGUUC